This is a messenger RNA of Chinchilla lanigera (long-tailed chinchilla), 5810 nucleotides long. It is a transcript of the gene Ccnt1, whose product is annotated as cyclin T1. Gene Ontology annotation, biological process: positive regulation of DNA-templated transcription, elongation; regulation of transcription by RNA polymerase II. Lineage: Eukaryota; Metazoa; Chordata; Mammalia; Rodentia; Chinchillidae. Gene Ontology annotation, cellular component: nucleus; cyclin/CDK positive transcription elongation factor complex. The record is from RefSeq and is a predicted model, not a curated record. Gene Ontology annotation, molecular function: cyclin-dependent protein serine/threonine kinase activator activity. Bases 21 to 2201 code for a protein of 726 amino acids. The transcript is spliced from 9 exons.
UGCCUUUUGGUUGAAGCACUAUGGAGGAAGAGCGGAAGAACAACAACAAGCGCUGGUAUUUCACCCGGGAACAGCUGGAGAAUAGCCCGUCCCGCCGUUUCGGCCUGGACGCAGAUAAAGAACUUUCCUACCGCCAGCAGGCGGCGAAUCUCCUCCAGGACAUGGGACAGCGUCUCAACGUCUCACAAUUGACUAUCAACACUGCUAUAGUAUAUAUGCAUCGAUUCUACAUGAUUCAGUCUUUUACACAGUUUCAUCGAACUUCGGUGGCUCCAGCAGCCUUGUUUCUAGCUGCUAAAGUGGAAGAGCAGCCAAAAAAACUGGAGCAUGUUAUCAAAGUAGCACAUACUUGUCUGCACCCGCAGGAGUCUCUUCCUGACACCAGGAGUGAGGCUUACCUGCAACAAGUUCAAGAUCUGGUGAUUUUAGAAAGCAUAAUUUUGCAGACUUUAGGAUUUGAACUAACAAUUGAUCACCCACAUACACAUGUGGUAAAGUGCACCCAACUUGUUCGAGCAAGCAAGGACUUAGCACAGACGUCUUAUUUCAUGGCAACCAACAGCCUCCAUCUGACCACAUUUAGCCUGCAGUACACACCUCCUGUGGUGGCCUGUGUCUGCAUCCACCUGGCUUGCAAGUGGUCCAACUGGGAGAUCCCAGUCUCAACCGAUGGGAAGCACUGGUGGGAGUAUGUUGACGCCACUGUGACCUUGGAGCUUUUAGAUGAACUGACCCAUGAAUUUCUACAGAUUCUGGAGAAGACUCCCAACAGGCUCAAACGAAUUUGGAAUUGGAGGGCAUGCCAGCCUACCAAGAAAACAAAAGCAGAUGACCGGGGAGCAGAUGAAAAUACUUCAGAGCAGACAAUCCUCAAUAUGAUCUCCCAGAGCUCUUCAGACUCAACUAUUGCAGGUUUAAUGAGCAUGUCCACUAAUUCCACUACAAGUGCAGUGCCUUCCCUUCCCGGCUCUGGAGAGUCAUCGAGCAACCUGUCCAGUGUGGAGAUGUUGCAGAGUGAGCGCUGGCUGUCCUCCCAACCUCCUUUUAAAGUAGAACCUGCUCAGGGUCAUCGGACUAGUGAGAAUUUAGCACUUAUGGGAAUUGAUCAUUCCUUGAAACAAGAAAGUUCAAAUGCAUUUAUUUCGCAGAAGCAGAGUAGUAAGACUGUGCCAUCAGCUAAAGUAUCCUUGAAAGAAUACCGUGCAAAGCAUGCAGAAGAGCUGGCUGCCCAGAAGAGGCAGCUGGAAAACAUGGAGGCUAACGUGAAGUCACAGUACGCGUAUGCGGCCCAGAACCUUCUGUCUCACCACGACAGCCACUCUUCAGUCAUUCUUAAAAUGCCCAUAAAGGGUACAGAAAACCCGGAACAUCCUUUUCUGGAAAAGACUGACAAAACAGCUCUCAAAAUGAGACUCCCAGCAGCUGGAGAUAAAGCUGCCUCUUCAAAACCAGAUGACAUAAAAAUGCGCAUUAAGGUCCAUGCUCCGGCUGAUAAGCACUGUUCUGUAGAGGACAGUGUCACAAAGAGCAGAGAGCACAAGGAAAAGCACAAGACGCACCCAUCUAAUCAUCACCAUCAUCAUAAUCACCAUUCACACAAGCACGCUCACUCACAGCCUCCACCUGGUGCUGGGAGCAAACGUCCAGGUGAUCCAAAACAUAGCAGCAGCCAGGCGAGCACCUUAACACACAAAACCUAUAGCUUGUCUAGUUCUUUCUCCUCUGCCAGUUCUACUCGUAAAAGGGCUCCCCCUGAAGAGACUGGAGGGGCAGCAUUUGAUCAUCCAGCCAAGAUUGCCAAGAGUACUAAAUCCUCUCUAAAUUACUCUUUCCCUCCUCUUCCUACAAUGGCCCAGUUACCUGGGCAUAGCUCAGACACAAGUGGCCUUCCCUUUUCACAGCCUAGCUGUAAAACUCGGGUUCCUCACAUGAAACUGGAAAAAGGCCCCACUGGGGCCAAUGGUCACAACACAACCCAGUCCAUAGACUACCAGGAUACUGUGAAUAUGCUUCACUCCCUGCUCAGUGCCCAAGGUGUCCAGCCCACUCAGCCCCCUGCCUUUGAGUUUGUUCACUCGUAUAGUGAAUAUCUGAAUCCACGGUCUAGUGGAAUUUCCUCCAGAUCUGGCAAUACAGACAAACCCCGGCCACCACCUCUACCGUCAGAACCUCCUCCACCACUUCCACCUCUUCCUAAGUAAAAAAGAAAAAGGAGGAAAAAAAACUUCUCUAAAAAACACAUUUUUUUUUUUGACUACUGAUAGUGGACUAGAAUUACUUCCCUUAUGAAAUGGCACCCUUCUUGGACUAGAGAAUAAAUUGAUCCUGAAACAUAGGUGGGAGGGUGGUGGAGGGCCUUGGUUGUUACAUGUGCUGCCUGAUACUUUUAACUAUUACAGUUUUUACUGGUAUUAGAAAGGUGGGGACAUGGGGAAACUGUGAAGGGUAAGAACACUCUGUCCUUGGCCUCCACCUCCUAGUUAGGUUGAUUGGAAUAGUUACCUUCCCUCUUCGUGUGAGAACUGAAACAUGGGGGGGUUUAUCAAAGAAUUGUGGAUUCUUUUGAUGUUUAAUAUAUCAGAAGAGAGGAAGUAUUUAAACGUCAAAAUCUUCUAAGAGACUUUUUAAAAAUAAUUUAAUGAAAGUAAGUUAUCUGUUUAGUUUUUUUAUAUAAUUGGGAAGGGGAUAGGGAUUUUGCUGUGUGUAUGAGGUACAUAGCAGUGACUCCUGGUGGGUGGGAUCGAGGGUGGGAAUCCUGCAGGGUGGGUGGGAGGGUAGGCUUUUGGCCAAGAGUUUUGAAGUAGGCUCAGGCCACUUGAAGUAUUGAGACCUUUAAGAGUGUACGUAAGCAUGGAUGUGCUUUUAAGUGUGUGUGUUUAAAAAUCAUGUUUUAUCCCCCAUCCUUUACCAUUUUCACUUCGCAGCAGUCUGCUAUAGAGAGUGUGGUUGGUCUUGAGAACAUGAACAAAGAGGCAUGUACUUGAUACGGAAAUUCCUCCCUUUCUUUAUAUGUAAUUGAAUUGUAGAAAGCUCAUACCAUACACGAUAAUGGUCCUGGGAGAAGCCAAGGAGUUAGAGGAUAGUGAGAACAAAUUGUGAUUUGGAAUUCUUAGGACAUUGUGUUUUAAAUUACAUUAUGAAUGUAGGCCUUGCUUUCUAUUUGUAUAUCUGAAGGCAAACAACUGCAUCUUUAAGUGUUUGCGGCUUACAUGAUCCGAGGUCAUGAAUGAUUUUACUUCAUGACCGUCAUGAAUCAUUUUUAAUUCAUGAUCCGAGGUCAUGAAUUAAAUAGUACUGGUGCCAUGAGUGAGCAAGCCUAGCCAGUGCAUACAGUUAUGUUUAGAUUGUCCUCCACUGAUGGCUUUAGAGGCUAAACAGAGGCUCUUAUGGAGAUUUCUAAGAGUUCUUUUAAAAAAUGGUCAGGAGUCCUGUUAUAGGGGCUUAUCCUAGACUUCAGGAGUAAACAUUUCUGAUGAGGAAGGAAGCCUUUCAAGAAAUCUUAGUUGGAACGAAUUCUAAGCCAAGUUGACUAACUGAUAGUGCUACCUAGCCACAGAUCAUGUGAUGUGUUUUUCCUUUCUUUUUUUUUUUUUUUUUUUUUUUGUGGACUUGAUGAUCACUGCUUUGAUUGUGAAAAUGUCCCUUCUAGCUUUUAAUUAUUCUCACUCAUGUCACAUAUUUUCUAACGACACCCAGCUGUACCACAGAGGCACAUAGCCACUUGAUGUCAUAGCAUUUCUCAUGUUCUUCCUUAGAACUUGUCAGGAGUGAAUGAGGAAAAGCGCUUACUAAGGCCUGAGCAGCUGCUUUAUGUUGUGAAGUCUGGCCUUUGCACUAGUCGAUCAUUGUUGUGGAUCUGUGCGUGUCGUGACCUCCUUAUGGGCUUUGCCUGAGGUGUUGGCGUUAUCUUUGGGUUAGCAGAUGUACCUGUCAGCUAGCAUGCGUAGUGUCCAGAUUCUAUAAAUUUAAUAAGAUUUCUGAGGGUUGUGUGAUUUCUAAGUUGUAUCUUUCCUCCCUUCACACCUUCAAGGGUGACAGGUGGGGUUUAUAUAUCCAGUCAGUCUGAUAAAGAUGGAGUUUUUCUUCUUUUAAUCUUGACUGUCAAGGAUGAGUGAUGAUGGUAAGUUUUACAAAUUUCAUUCCUAAAAUUUUGCUUGACUUUCGUGUUAGCAGAAACAAAUACCUGUGGAUUGUCCUUAGGGCUUUUAAUCAGAUACCUGUGUUGCUGUUGGCUGAGCUCUAGUGAAGCAUUAAUCUAAAUCCGGUUUGAUUCUUUUGAGGUAUCACUUUCUGGCUUUAGAAAAUACUUAGGUGUUAGUCUAGUCUUCUCAUGAAUCAGUGUAUGAAUCUUUUAACUGAUUUUAGUGAUUUAACUUAGUAUGUCCUACAUAGUUCUAUAUUGGCUGCACUGGUGUCGAUAGAAAAAAUUAAAAAUCUCUAGUUACAAACAGCAGUGGAUUUGGAUAUAGAAAUAAAUCAUGGUAAUAAUCCUGCUUAAGGAAAUUCCUUAAUUUCUUUAAGCGUCUGCUAUCUAAUUCUUCAUAUUGAAAAUGCAUACUACUCAUACCUUGCUUCUGGACAAAGAUAAUUUGAAGGGCCCUACCCUAGCAUGGGUGGAUUGUAAACAUCUCUGUUUCCUUUAUUUUGGGAACUCUUUUUAAAAAAAGAUUUCUUUUGUGGACAAAUUAUUUUGGUACUAAUGCUGGGAGAGGGAAGAAGGUAGAACAUCUUGAAGUUGAAAUGCAAAUUUUAUUCUCUGAUUUGGGAGAAUUUAAGUGUGUCAUCUGUUGGAUGGUGAGAAGUAGCCCAAAGUCGUCCUACUGAGCUUUCAGUGAUUUUGAUGCCUCCCCAGAUGUCUCUUGCUUGUCACUAACACCCAGCCAAGUGUAAAUGCUGUACCACACUGUCAAGUCUUAUUUUUUAAUCCCGCUGUGGAUGUGAGUUUGAAACAAGCAUGGUACUGUAAUCUUACCUGAUAGAGCGGUCUGGAAUCAAUUUUUUUUUAAGUAGGAGAGCUCUCCAUUUAAUGUUUCUAAAGUUUUUAAUAGGAUCUUGGCACUGGAAAGGGAAGUGAGAGAAAAAUAAUGUUUACUGAAAAGCAGUGUCUACGUUUCCCCUUUAUGACUGUACUUGUGGUUGAACGAAGAGAGACUCGGUUUUUUGUUGCCAGUGAGCUUGGAGAGGGACGCUUGACAGCAUGCUGACUGAAGCCAGAGCAAGUGAUUGGGAACUCCUCUGCGAAAGCUGAGGACCUGAUUAGUCACGAAGCAUAAUGGGGCUGGUUGCAAGGAAACUUGCUGUCUGGCUUACGCACCCAAAGAAGAGAAUGCAGCAGCCUAGUUUAGGGGUAACCUAGGUUUCUUAACUUGAAACUGACCUUUCCCCUUCGUACUUCACACACUUAAAACUGUCCAUUUUCCUAUCAGACCAAAGAGCAAAAAGGAAAAACAAAAUAAAAAAACUCUUUACAAAUUUAUGUCACUCAGGUACAAUUUUGUGGUGAGAUUUUUGUGUUUGUCUUGCUUUUAAGAGUCCUUUCUCAGCAUAUUCCGCAGUUGCCUCUGAUCUUGGGGCGUCUCAGUUUUGGAUGCUACUCUUGAGAUUUCUCCUGCUGUUAUAUGAAUGAUAGGAUGUGAGUGGCCAUUAUCAUAAGGGCUCUUUGUAAAAAAUUUUUUAAAAAAAUUUUAAAAAUUUGAAAGAUGUUGCAUACAUUUUAUAGUCUGGCUCUCAGUUUGAUAUCUUGCUGUCAGGUAUGUUCCUCAAUCUGUAUUUAUCCAUCCCAUCAAUAAAUGUUAAUGGUAAAACAUUCA